UAGAAUUAAAAUACGACCAUGUUCAACUAAGUAGUUCAUGGCCGACGAUCUUGAUGCAACGAACCAGAUCCAGAAUUGCGCGGGGGGAUGCACAUGUCGACGGAAGACACGGCGCGGCCCACGCAGGCGGCCACGGCGAACCCAACGUCCACAAAUGGAGAAGAGGAACCGUUGCUGUCGGCGCAGCCGGCUCCGACCGUGGUCACGAACAAUGACGGGCGGACCUGGAUUGACACGAAUCCAUUGAGCCGAUGGAUUGUGUCGCAAUGGGAGGAAACGUACGAAUUCGAGGCGUUGUGUGUCGAAACGACGCGCAAUGCUCUCGGCAUCCCGUCGUACUCAUGGAGAGGUCUCCCCCUUCUCUACGCCGCGAUGAUCGUUGGCAUUGCAAUCGCAGUCGUUGUGGAUGGACUGACGUACAAGGAUGACAAUGAUGAUGACGACGACGACAGCGACCGCAAGUCCAAGUCGUGGCAGCGCCACCCGUCCUCCACCGACUUGUCGGACAUGAUCCACCAGUACACUUGGUAUCAUGUGCUCGUGGCCGUGCUUGUCUUCAACGCAUGCUACUCCCUCGCCGCGUACCGGGCAAACUUGAACGGGUGGCGCCUUUUCCUCCAACGCUGCAAGGAGGUGUGCAUCGUUGUGGCGCAGGUGUUGUUCUUCCUCAAUAUCUUUGGCACGGUCCAUGUGUCGUGGAUGUGGGUGGCAGCACCCGUUAUCGUGUGGACGCUCCUCCUGGUGCUGCGGUUGCAGUGGCAGGCACUCGUAGGUCUGACUGCGAUCUUGGCGGCGUUCAAGCUCUCGAGCGCCGCCGCGGACGCCCAAUGGACGUGGACAAUGGUGUUUACACCGAUUUGGGUUCUGCUCGUGUGCAUUGCGUCGCUGGUACGUGCUGGUGAUUCUACUCUUCAUCAUGGUAAAAGUAGUGGCUGCUUUUGCGCGAGAAAGGUUCGUACGUCGUUCGAGGCUACUGGAUCCCGCAAGUGUUUGCAUUCUUCUUUGUCGCCGUGCCAUGGGUCAUCAAAAUGCAAGUCUUCCCUCAAGUCGACAGCCACUCGCCUCCGUCUGCGAACGCGACGGCGGGCGGCCCCGGGCAAGACGUGGUCGUUGUAGACGACAGCAACGACGACAACUGGUUUGCAUUUCGGUACUGGUGGCUCCUCCUCGUGUGGGUCCUUCCACCAAUCUUCUUCCUCGCGCAUAUGCUCAUUUCAGUACGUGCUGCGCGUGUGGAUGGAUCGUCGUGACGGGCACCGUGCAGACCUUGUACGCAAGCUUCCAGCGCGCCCAAGCGAUGGACAGGCAAGCCGAACUUCAACGACGAGAUGCAUUCGGGUGGAGACAGUCCCAAGCCAACGAAUCUGCGCUCCAACAGCCCACGAACGCAUCCAGCGCUGUCUAGUCAUCGGGUUUGUGUGGUGCAGCGCAGUUGGAGGCUCUCGCAAUCCACGUCGAUCGCGCCAUGUCCAUGCAUGUCGCCCGUGCUGCACGACUUGAAAGGGGCACACUGACUAUGGUCGACAUUAUCGAUGAGCCGACGGAUAAUUCUAUUACUUAAUAGAGUUCGAAUCAACAGAUCAAGAAGCGUAUGAUCCUCUUGCUUUUGAUAUCACCUGAAUCAAAAUUGAAUACUACAUUACCAAGUAUAUUAAAAUAAAAAGGU
Molecule: messenger RNA, 1666 nt
Organism: Aphanomyces invadans
Lineage: Eukaryota; Oomycota; Saprolegniomycetes; Saprolegniales; Verrucalvaceae
Exons: 2
Coding region: 88-1116 (342 amino acids)
Source: RefSeq, a predicted model, not a curated record